This is a messenger RNA of Dibothriocephalus latus, 120 nucleotides long. The record is from the annotation of a GenBank genome assembly. NCBI's taxonomy places the organism in Eukaryota, Metazoa, Platyhelminthes, Cestoda, Diphyllobothriidea, Diphyllobothriidae.
AUGAAGGUGGUGACUCCCGAAAUUGCCUGGCAUGAGACCCUGCCCAUCUACUCCUGCGAUCUGCAACCUCUGGCUUCUGCCGGCUCUGGCAGCGCCACCGCUCGCUUGGCUCCCAACCGC